GAUGGGAAUGUAACCAAUGGCCAAGUCUGCUGAAGACAAGCAAGUCUUAGGACUUUCCUUUGACCUUAAUAACCAGUCACUCCUCCCCACACAGCAAGAACCGCCAGCCACCACCAACCAGGGCACUGUCAUACAGCUGACCAUGGCUGGCAAAGAGGAGGACUGGGACAGCCUGGAGGACAAUGAGCUAAUCUUCUCACUGGACAAAGACGAGGAUGGGGGGGAAGUCAUCUUCACCAAGGAAAAAGCACCUUCAGAAAGUGGAAAGAAUUUUGAAGAUGGCCUGGGUUCCACCUUCCACAUACCAACCUCUCCGUCCUCCUCUUCUCUUUCGGGGUCACUCUGGGACAUUUCCUACUCCACUGGCUUCUUUUCUCCAGAAACGUCUCCAGGCAACAUCUAUAGUUCCUCGGUGCCCAAACUGUACAUGAAACUUGUCAAGUCUCUUUCCACUGAGCUUGAGUCCAAGGAGACCACCUCGCUCAAACCCCGGCCUCUGCUCAGUCUUGUGAAGUCUAUAUCCACAGAAAUCUCCCGGCAUGAGCCUGAAAUCACCCAGUCCAAGUCCGACUCCAAACUUAACACCCACCUUUGGAGGCAGCUAACCCAGCCCAAAGGCAGGAAUGGAGAUUUUAAGACUGCUCCUUCCUCCCCCAGCAUCUCGCCAUCCAAGAGCAAAGGAAGAUUCUUCAAAGUGCUGGAAGUUGAGGCCAAACUUGAAGACACCAAGAGGAAGUUCUCAGAGGCCAUGCAGGAGCCCCUCAGCAUGCUGAGCAAGAUCAUUGGCGAAGAGAACUCAAAACAGAAGCUAGGUGCCAGCGAUUCUCCUGGUGUCGGCAGUCAGACCAACAGGGAUUCAGGAGGGGACCUAGCUAGGAGCAAAAACGCCAGAAGAGGAGGGGAGUGCGACAGGCUGUCUGUUUGGGAGACUCCCGUCAGGCAUGCCAAAAAGAGCCUGUCAGAGUCAUGUUUGUCACCAUAUCCAAAAUGCAAACUGGGUAACGGUGGUAGCAAGUAUGAAAUUUGCACCUAUGGGGACGUCAUGCAGGUAGUAGAAAUCAAACCCAGUACUGAAAGCACAGGGGUAGAAAGUGGAGAAUUGUCUCCCAAGAUGAGCAGAGAACUUGGUUCCUUACAGACUUCUCAACCUGUGCCAAGUAAAUGUUUGUUCUGCAUCGCCACACUGGCCUACGGUUACUUUGUCCUGCCUUUGCCCUCUUACAUGUCAGGCCUCUGCCUGGGCCUGGCCUGCGGGGUUAUGGUGGGCUUGGUGGUUAUCUUGCUUCUAGUUCCUAGGAACUCAGUACACUUUGCCAGAAAGCUGCCAUCAGCUCAUGAUUGUCUGCAGUCAGAGCUUCUUAUAAAGGAACACAAGCAGCCUGAUGUAUUGAAGUUCACUUGCAUCCCCAGUGGAGUUGAAAGCAAGAUUACACAGAGUGUGUCAGUGAGCCACAGCUCCAGCUCCUCAGGUCAAGUCUUGUACAGUGGUGGCUCCAGCAGGGGGGGCACUGAGGAUAUCGCCUCCCUGUUCGGACUCAGGGACCUAGCUGGGAGUGUGCGCCAGAAGAUAAUUCUGGACUACAAUACCUCUAUGGCCCACUUCAUCAUGUCAGAGAGUUCCAGCCCACUGCUCAGCCCCUGCCACAGUGCAGCCAGCAGCCCCAGAGUCAAGACGAAGUUCCCCAGUGACCCGCUAGGAGGCAGCAGCAAGGCUCACCCAGCCUGGAUCAAUGCAUUGAUUGGAAGGAUCCUCUGGGACUUUCUGAGGGAGAAGUACUGGGCAGAUCAAGUGGCAUGCAAGAUCCAGAAGAAGUUGAGCAAAAUCUGGUUACCUUACUUUAUGAACGAGCUGACUCUAACAGGACUGGACAUGGGAACAUCUUUGCCUCAGAUCCUGAGUACCUCAAAGCCCUCCAUCAACCACAGGGGUCUGUGGCUGGACCUGGAGGUGACCUAUAACGGAUUACUGCAGAUGACUCUGGAGACCAAGAUGAACUUGUGCAAGCUGGGGAAAAAAGCCAUGGGGGACAAAGACAGCCUGCUGGAACCUGGGAGGGAGGGGUCGAAGACGCGAGUCUACCUGCUGGCAGACAGUGAUGAGGAAUCUUCAAGCGCUGGGUCCUCUGAUGAAGAGGUCCCACCCACUGAACCGCAUUGGCUCCUGGGAGACAAGGCCACACCCCCUGGCACUGAGGGCCACGUAGCUGGGAGCAGUACAAGCCGGAAGAUCCUCCGCUUUGUGGAUAAAAUCGCCAAGUCUAAAUACUUCCAGAAGGCCACGGAGAAUGAGUUCAUCAAGAAGAAGAUCAAGGAGGUGUCCAACACGCCCGUGCUGCUCACCGUGGAGGUGCAGGAGCUGUCGGGGAAGCUCGCUGUCAACAUCCCACCGCCCCCCACUGACCGGUUAUGGUACAGUUUCCAGAUCCCCCCAAGACUGGACCUGAAGGUGAGGCCCAAGCUGGGCGAGAGGAAAGUGACCUUCUCCCAUGUCACAGAGUGGAUAGAGAAGAAACUCCAGCAGGAAUUCCAGAAAGUGUUUGUGAUGCCAAACAUGGAUGACCUAUACCUUCCCAUCAUGCACUCUGGCCUGGACAAUCUGGCCCAGUCCCCAGCAGAGCCCUGAAGACAGCCUUCUGAAGAGUCUCCGGAGAAAACAGAACCUGAAACAUCACCUGUUACUGAAUAGCUUUGAUGAGCUACUAACACUUGGUACUUUUUAUAUACCCAAGGCAGCUCUGGGUGAGGCACAAGAACCUACAUUGGAUACUAAGAGUGCCGUACAGCACUGAGCUUAGCAUCUUGUUUAUGGACAGAUUUUAAAUACUGAAAUAUAUUUUACUGUAAAAAAAGAAAAUGUAAGAAAUGUGCGUGCCAUAAAAUGAUGUCGGACUGCUUUGAUGUUUUUUUAUAGAUUUGUUACAUGCAUCUUGUUAAUACUGUAUGUGAUACUUCCAGAAUUUCCUUACCUUAACAAUGUACUGUGUUUCCUUAUACAGUGCUCUGCAAACACAGUGGUAACCAAUCAUCUAUUGCACAAAGCCAAUAGAAACUUCACUACAGUACUACCAUAUGCAUCAACCUCAUAUGCAUAAAUGUUCUGUCAGCAAUUCUGAAUAUCAGUUGGCCAGUUGAAAUCACUAAAAUACAAAUAGUACUAGGAAUGGCUAAUCAUGCACUAUAAAAAGAUUAUUUUUGAUAUCUUUUAUAAAUUGUGAUGUUCUGAAGACUGCAAACCCACAGGUAAGUGCAUGUUUUAACACUGACUUUCUGUAUUUUGUCUGUCAAAUGUUAAUAAACGGUACAUA
Molecule: messenger RNA, 3305 nt
Organism: Polyodon spathula (Mississippi paddlefish)
Lineage: Eukaryota; Metazoa; Chordata; Actinopteri; Acipenseriformes; Polyodontidae
Product: testis-expressed protein 2-like
Exons: 10
Coding region: 17-2623 (868 amino acids)
Cellular component (GO): endoplasmic reticulum
Molecular function (GO): lipid binding
Source: RefSeq, a predicted model, not a curated record